GCCCAAUCUGAGCUCGAUUUGAGUCGUUCAAAGAUGAAAGAAUGUGACGCUGAGAUCAGUGCCAUUGUCAAGGAGCAAUAAAAGCUUAAACAUAAAAUUAGUGAUGCAAAUCUUGAGAGGAAAAAAUUGGAAAAUGAGCCUUGAGAAGAGGGUCAACAAAAAAGUUAUGGCAAUGUUUGAGAAAGCUGAAGAUGAAUACAAUGACUUAUUAUCCAAGAAAAACAUCAUUGAGAAUGAUAAGCCAAAAAUCAAGAAGGUGAUUGAAGAGCUUGACGAAAAGAAGAAGGAAACACUAAAAGUUACUUGGGUUAAAGUGAACAAGCUGACAAACUAAAGAAGUUAGUGAAGGAUGAAAUUCAUUUUCUCAAGGGAAGGGUUUUAGAACUUGAAAGUGAUUUUGUGUCGAAGUCCACAGAGGUUACAUCUGCAGUUUUAAGGAAAGAAGAAGCUCUAUCUUCUGUAUUUGCUGAAAUUGACCGUCUGAAGGAAGAAAAUUCUGUUAAAAUGUGAGCAUUAUUGAAUGCAUAUUGAUGGUGUUAACUAUGUUGGAGUGUAUUU
Magnolia sinica is the source of this 558-nucleotide messenger RNA. Its product is annotated as structural maintenance of chromosomes protein 2-2-like. The coding region runs from base 104 to 334 and encodes 76 amino acids. The transcript is spliced from 4 exons. The record is from RefSeq and is a predicted model, not a curated record. NCBI's taxonomy places the organism in Eukaryota, Viridiplantae, Streptophyta, Magnoliopsida, Magnoliales, Magnoliaceae.